UUAUAAAUCACACAUAACACAUGUUGUAAUUAGUAAAAAAAUAUACUUGCAAUAAAAUGAAAUCAAAACGUUAUUUCACCGAUGAAAAUGAAAAAUCAAUUGAUUGUGAAAAACAAGCAAUCAAAAAAAAGAAUGACAAGAAAAAUCCACACAAAGUAAUUAAAAUAAAAACAAAUUUAAAUCGGCGUUUUAUGCAAAGAAAUCAGCAUGAUUUGAACAAGAAAAUCAAAGGCCGUGUACCUGUAGAUAUUAAUUUAUUAAAAAAACAUAGUCGGGGAGAAGGAAUUAGUAACUUUAAUCGUAUUCAAACAAAAUUUCGUGCGACAAAAUUUAAAAAAAAAGAUAAAGCAAUUGAAUGGGCAGCUGAGCAAACUGCUCGAACAGAAAUUUUACUAACUGAAGAAAGUGGAUUGUUAGAGGCUGAUGAUGGUGAAACGACAACACAGUACCGACAAACACAAAUUGUUGAAAAUGUAGAUAUAACAAGCGCAACAAAAAGUUUCGAAUUACAAUUAAAUGAAUUUGGACCAUAUCGAUUCAGAUACACAAAAAAUGGUCGACAUUUAUUAUUAGGUGGCCGUCGAGGGCACAUUGCAGCAUUUGAUUGGGUAACAAAACAAUUGCAUUGUGAAAUUAACGUUUUGGAGGCAGUUUACGAUGUAAGUUGGUUACAUUUAGAAACUAUGUUCGCUGUCGCACAAAAGAAUUGGCUUUACAUUUAUGAUAACCAAGGAAUUGAAUUGCAUUGUGUUAAGAAAUUAAAUAAUGUUUUAAGGAUGGAAUUUUUACCUUAUCACUUUCUCUUAGCCACCGCUAGCGAUUUGGGAUACUUAAGUUGGUUAGAUACGUCAAUAGGACAGUUAGUGACUCAAUACAACACUAAAUUAGGACGGCUCUCGUUAAUGACGCAAAAUCCAUACAAUGCUGUAAUUUGUUUAGGCCAUGCAAAAGGUGUUGUAUCCAUGUGGACACCAAAUUUAUACGAGCCCGUUGCAAAAAUGUUAUGUCACAAAGCUCCUAUGUCUGGUAUUUGUAUAAAUCCUAGUGGUACUUUUAUGGCUACAUCGGCUGUUGAUAAAAGUUUAAAAAUUUGGGAUGUACGAAAAUUAUCUGGACCAUUGCAAUAUUACAAAUUACCUGUGGCUGCGACAAAUAUAUCAUUUUCUCAGAAGAAUUUAUUAGCUGUUGGAGUUGAAAAUAUUGUUGAAGUUUAUAAGGAUUGUUGUGUUCAAACAGCUAACAAACCGUAUUUACGACAUAAAAUGAAUACCAGUGUUCAAAAUUUACAUUUCUGUCCGUAUGAAGAUGUGUUGGGCGUAGGCAUGGAAAGAGGUUUUACUAGUAUACUCGUUCCAGGCGCUGGUGAACCUAACUAUGAUGCUUUGGAAGCAAAUCCAUAUCAAACAAAAUCACAGAGACGUGAGGCAGAAGUUAAGGCAUUACUUGAAAAAAUCCAACCCGAAUUAAUUUGUCUUGAUCCGAAUACAAUAGCGGCAGUGGAUGUACCAACACUUAAAGAAAAAUUAGAUGCUAAAAAGAAAUUGUUGUUUGUAAAAGCACCCAAAAUUAAUUUAGAAUCUAGAAAACGUAAUAAACAUAAAUCUUCUGUAAAGGCUGCAAAAUCCAAGAAAAUUAUGAAAGAAGAAGCGAAACGAGAUUUUGUUAGAAAGAUUAAAGAAGACACCGUUGAAGUUAAGAAGAAACCAAAAGAUAAAUUAAAGAAAAGGGAUGUGUUGGACCGAUUUAAAACGAAAAAAUAA
This is a messenger RNA of Chrysoperla carnea, 1760 nucleotides long. RefSeq names its product WD repeat-containing protein 46. The transcript has a single exon. The record is from RefSeq and is a predicted model, not a curated record. Bases 57 to 1760 code for a protein of 567 amino acids. Lineage: Eukaryota; Metazoa; Arthropoda; Insecta; Neuroptera; Chrysopidae. Gene Ontology annotation, biological process: maturation of SSU-rRNA from tricistronic rRNA transcript (SSU-rRNA, 5.8S rRNA, LSU-rRNA). Gene Ontology annotation, molecular function: protein binding. Gene Ontology annotation, cellular component: small-subunit processome; 90S preribosome; nucleolus.